Catharus ustulatus (Swainson's thrush) is the source of this 2067-nucleotide messenger RNA. RefSeq lists its product as uncharacterized. Gene Ontology annotation, biological process: telomere capping; telomere maintenance via telomerase. The transcript has 15 exons. Lineage: Eukaryota; Metazoa; Chordata; Aves; Passeriformes; Turdidae. Gene Ontology annotation, molecular function: telomeric repeat DNA binding. The record is from RefSeq and is a predicted model, not a curated record. The coding region runs from base 1 to 2013 and encodes 670 amino acids. Gene Ontology annotation, cellular component: shelterin complex; chromosome, telomeric region; telomerase holoenzyme complex.
AUGGCGGCAGCGGCCGCUCCGCCGGGCGGGGCGAGCCCGGGGCUGGCGGCGGGGGAGCGUCUUGUGUGUGUGGACAAGAAUGUGCCUUCUCCCAAGCUCUAUGUCCUGGAGCCAUGGAUUGCUGACCUCUUGGUGAAUUACGAGCACCUGGAUGAGCGUGAGAAUUUCCUGGCUGGACAGGUGGUGCGGGUCUUGAGUGACUCAACUGCUCCUGGCCAGCCUGGGGUCCUCCAAGACGCUGUGGUUCAGGUCUCUGAUGGAUCCUGCUACAUCCGUGUGGUCAUUACACCCGAAGCUCUGCAGGCAGAGGAAAAUGCUCACCUGCAGCUCAGGCUUUCCAGCCUUAAUUGCAGAAUUAUCGUCCUGCAGAAGUACACGGUGUGUUUCCAGGAUGAGGCCAGGCUGGAGGACUGCGAGUUUUACCUCACUGCCCAGCAGUUCAUCGUGCUGCCCAUGCAGAGGCAGAGGAUGGAAUCAUCUGAUGGGAACCAGGACCCCUCUGUGCUGAUGAAGAUAAAGGAGCUCUGGCUGAGGAAUCUUGCUGUGAGGAACGCUCCCAGCUCAGAGCCCUCUGUCUCCCAGCUGAUUGAUGCCAUAGGACAGAACCAGCUGGAGAUUUUGAAGGAAAAUGCCGAGGAAUGCUUGGAUUUAGGGAAAUCAAAGGAGAAGCCAGUGACAGCGGAGGACAAGGUUCCCAUCACCCAGUGGGAGGCAGAGCGCAAGAAGGAGCAGGGUGUGGAAGUUUUCAUGGUCCCAGUCAGCGCCCUGGUGAUCCCUGCUGAGGAGGAGGGAGGUGUUUGCGAUUCUUCCGAGGCAGCAUCUGCAGGGUAUGCAGAUACAAGCCAAGCAGCUUCUAUAAAAAGUAGUGAUGACAGGACAGUGCCAGGAGACCCCAGUGUUGUAUCCCAAAGCAGCUCCUGUCUCCAUAGCAGAGGUGCUCCAGCCCUUGGAUCGUCCUCAUGGCCUCCUAUGAACGCUCCAGAUCCCAUCCAGCCUUUAGUUUCCUCUACAGUUGACACAGCCCAUCUCCUUGGAUUGAGUGGAGGAGGUACUGCAUCACCGACCUUGUCAGAUAGCUUGGAGGAAUCCCUGGACAACCCCUGGAACAGGAUGCCUUCGUUGUCUUUGACCCCAAGCCCUUCAGAUGAGAAGACCUUUCAAUCUGACCCUUCCAUAAAGAGCCAGAAAGAUGUGGCUGCUGACAGUAACACCACUGACCUGCUGGAAGUGUGUAACCAGGGAUCUCCUGAGGGAUUGCUCCAGGAAGAUCCAGUACAGACCUCCUCUCCCUCCCUGCUCUGCUCCUACAACAAUCCCAGGCUGGUGGACAUCAGCACCAGUGAGGCAGCAUCAGCUGUGGAGGCAGCCUGUGAUGCCCCGUGCACUGAUCAAGUCCCACAGGGAUCCAGGAGCUCUCAGGCCCCCCUCCCCACUCUUUCUCCAGUCUUGCCCAGCAGCAGCUUGCAAUCCUCACCCAGCAGGAUUCCUCACAGGGAGCAGGCCUGCUCCAGUGCCACAGCUUCCUCUCCAGAUGCGUUGAAGCCUGGACUUGCUCACGCCAGGACAAAGGAAGGAAAGGCUCUGGGUUCCAAGAGGAAGGUGAUGGAGGAAGAUGAGCAGGACUCCAGUGGGCAGCAGCAUCUCCCAAGCACCUCGAAGGGCAGGGGGAGAGGCACAGGCAAGAGAGUGCAGCGCGUGAGCCCACGGGGUGCAAAGAGCAGAAGGAAGACAAGGCUGCAAUGUAGAAAGGAGCUGGAGGAGGAAGAGUCAGAGGAGGAGGAGGAGAAAGUGGAGGAGGAGGAAGAGCAAGCAUCCCCUGCAAGAGCUGGGCCCAGCUCCAGGCCGGAGCAGCCAGAGCAGUGCAGAGCUCCAGAGCCGUUCAUGGAGACACCAGCCCAGUACCAAUACGAGGCACCAAGCCCUGAGCUCUGCCAGCAGGUACAAUCUAUCAGGAUCUCAAAGGCAAUGCUGAGGUGGGCAUGCUGGAUACUGAGUGAGGAGGACGAUUCCUGAGCCCAGCCCAUCUUUCAUUCCUUUGUUUCUUCAAUGGGUUUGUCAAAACACUGG